This is a messenger RNA of Nylanderia fulva, 5551 nucleotides long. RefSeq names its product macroglobulin complement-related (gene Mcr). Gene Ontology annotation, molecular function: endopeptidase inhibitor activity; protein binding. The record is from RefSeq and is a predicted model, not a curated record. NCBI's taxonomy places the organism in Eukaryota, Metazoa, Arthropoda, Insecta, Hymenoptera, Formicidae. Gene Ontology annotation, cellular component: extracellular region.
GACAGGUCUAUGGACAAAACAAAAGUUUGUAACGGGCCACUCCUUUCGCUCGCAAAUUUCUACACACGAUGCCCGACGUACUCGACGAUUUUUUGUAAUUCUCGUAUAUAAGCGCACGCGAUCGCGGUGAUGCUAAUCGCGUGCACCAUCCUCUAGUGAUACACGCGGGACUCGGUCGACUUGAUUGAGAAAUCGUCCUGAGCAAAAAUGUCGAUCUGGAUUCUCUUAUUAUUGCUGGCUUCUGGAAAUGGCCAGUUCACUCCAGAAUCAGUGGACUUCACUUCAAGAUCUCCUCCACGAAAUCGUUACGAUGAAUGGGAUCAGAAUACAGGCUUUGGAUUCCGAAAUCCUUUAGGUCAAAAUGAAAAUGUCAUAAUUAAAGAAUCCACAUAUUUUGUCGUUGCAUCUCGUAUGGUUAGACCAGAUCAAGUGUACAGAGUCGCUGUAAACAUACUUCACAGCCCAUUACCUAUGACAGUACGUUCAUCCAUUCAACGCAAUGGUGUAGAAAUCGCGGCGGAUUUUCAGGAAGUGAAGGAGGGCAUACCAGAAACUCUAAUGAUGCGUAUGCCACCUACUUCAGUAGGUGGUGAUUAUAAACUGCGCAUAGAAGGGAUGUACAACAGUCUGAAAGGUGGUCAGGCCUUUUAUAACGAAACCAAGCUGAUAUUCUCACAACGUUCCAUGACUAUAUUUAUACAGUUGGAUAAACCUGUAUAUAUGCAAGGCGAAACGGUGCGAUUCAGAACGAUUCCAAUAGACACAGAAUUGAAAGCGUAUGACAAUCCCGUGGAUGUAUAUAUGUUGGAUCCAAACAGAAGAAUUAUGAGAAGAUGGCUCAGCAGGCAGAGCAAUUUGGGUACAGUGUCGCUGUCAUAUCAAUUGUCCGAUCAACCUGUUUUCGGGGAAUGGAUCGUGCAAAUAAUAGCGCAGAAUCAAGUAGAGGAGAAGACAUUCUUGGUGGAAGAGUACUAUCAGACACGGUUCGAGGUGAACGUUACGAUGCCGGCGUUCUUCUUCGACAAUGAUCCCUAUAUUUACGGUAUCGUUCAGGCGAAUUAUACUUCGGGCGCGCCGGUUAGGGGUAAUUUAACUCUGAAAGCCAGCUUCAAGCCAAUAGACAGAACGCGCAUUCCUUCAGGAAUUGAUCCAGUCGAGAGGUACUUUAAUUUUAACGAAUAUUAUCCGGCAUGGUUUAGAGCAAUCAAUCCCUACGAAGAGAGAGUCCCAGUUUUAAGAUUCUUUAAUGGGACGUAUCACUUCCGAUACCCUAUGCAGGAAUUAUUGAACUUUGUUUCGUCCAUCGACGGAAUGGAAGUCACAGUAGUUGCAACAGUGGGCGAGAGAUUCUUGGAUGAGGUGAUCGUUGGCUACUCCACGGCGAGGAUCUUCAAUUCGACUACAAAAAUUCGUUUCCUCGGCGGUAGUCCGCAAAUUUUUAAACCAGCGAUGCCGUUCUCGUUGAACCUGGUUGCGUCCUUCCACGACAACUCGCCGCUGCGACCUACGCAACUCUUAGGUGCCGUAGUGGAGAUUCGCGCGGACGUAGAGAUGCGAAGCGGACGUCGUACAAUCGAUACCCAAUAUCUAACAGCGUCGCCGGAACACGCGGAUAUAUGGUCCGUAAAGAUGGAUCUCAGAAAGCAACUCGGACUGGAGCAUAGCACCGACGUUAAUCAGAUUCUGAACGAUAUUACUUCGAUGAGGAUCUACGCACACAUCACCGACGGCGAGGGUCAGAGAACGCAGACCGAAUUGCUGUUGCUCGCUCACGAGUCUCCGAAUACGAAGCACAUCAAGAUCUCAACUUCCACUGAGAAGCCUAAAGUCGGUGAAUACAUGGUGUUUCACGUACAAACCAACUUCCACAUCGAUACCUUUAACUACAUAAUCAUGUCCAAAGGUAUAAUACUCCUGGCCGGAGAAGACAAUAUGCAGCACAACAUCAAAACCUUUGCGAUACCUCUAAGUCCUGAGAUGGCUCCUGUUGCAACCGCGGUGGUAUAUUACGUAGGUCUUUAUGGCGAUGUGGUAGCGGAUUCACUGACGUUUCCGGUGAACGGCAUCUCGCGCAACAACUUCACUGUGUUCAUCAACAACAAGAAGUCGAGAACGGGUGAACGCGUCGAGGUGGCCAUCUAUGGCGAGCCCGGCGCCUACGUUGGAUUGUCAGGCAUUGAUCGUUCAUUCUACACCAUGCAAGCGGGCAAUGAAUUGACGUACGCAAACGUGAUCACGAAGAUGGCACACUUCGAUGAAGAGACUAAUGGCACCCACAUGCACACCUGGCAGUACCACGAUGGCGAUCCGGACGAAAUCAUAUACUUCCCAUCAUCCACUUUCGGCAUCGACGUCAACCGCACGUUCGAGUACAUCGGCUUGGUUGUCUUCACAGAUGCCGUGAUACACCGGCGACACGAACUCUGCAACCGAACUCAAGGAUAUGGCGAGUGCCUAAACGGUCGGUGCUAUAGACUGGACAAAUGUGACGGCGUGUUCGACUGCGAGGAUGGCUCGGACGAGACGCGAUGUGUCGAGCGAAACGCAACCGAUUUAGCGCAGUUCCGCAAAUGGCGGUUCAAUCGAAUUCAGAGGCAUUACGAGAACGUCUGGCUGUGGAAGGACAUCAAUAUCGGUCCACACGGUCGGCAGAUCUUCAACCUGGACGUGCCGCGAAGGCCAGUUCACUGGAUGGUCACCGUAUUCAGUAUGUCGCCCAGCAUGGGCUUUGGCAUGUUACCGAAAGCGCUGGAAUAUACCGGAGUUCUGCCGUUCUAUAUAAACGUGGAGAUGCCGACUAACAGCAGACAAGGCGAACAAAUCGGUAUCCGAGUGUCUGUCUUCAAUUAUAUGCGCUACAACAUCGAGGCGACAGUGGUAUUAGCAGGCUCCAAGGACUACAAGUUCGUCCACGUCGAGGACAACGGCAUUGUGCAGUCGUACAAGCCGCGUACUUCCUUCGGCGAGCAUCAAUUCUUUAUCUGGAUCCCUGCGCAGGACGCUAACAUCGUUUAUUUGCCCAUCGUACCAGUGAGACUCGGCGAUAUCAAAGUACACGUCUACGCUAGCACUCUAAUCGGCAGGGACUCGGUGACUCGCAUCUUGCACGUCGAGGCUGACGGAGUUCCUCAGCAUCGGCAUCAAUCGAUACUACUAGAUCUCAGUAAUCGAGCCUACGUAUUCCAAUACAUGCACGUAAACAUUACAGAGACACCGAUCAUACCCUACGAUGAGAAUCGUUAUUAUGUGUUUGGAUCCAACAAGGCGACCAUCAGUUUGGUAGGCGACGUGGUGGGGCCGAUCUUUCCCACAAUGCCGGUAAAUGCAACGAGUCUUAUGAAUCUACCAAUGGAUUGCGCCGAACAGAACAUGUUCAGUUUCGCCGCUAACAUGUACACUACCCUGUACAUGCGUUUGAUUAAUCAGCGCAAUCGUACGCAGGAAAAAGAAAGCUUCUACUACAUGAAUAUCGGCUAUCAGCGACAGUUGUCGUUCAUGAAUCCCGAUGGGUCUUUCAGCUUUUUCCGCACUGAUUGGAACCAAUCGAUGCCGAGUGUUUGGUUGACAGCAUUUUGCGCCCGAGUAUAGGAGGCCAGCUUCUACGAAUGGGAGAACUACUUGUACAUCGAUCCCGAGGUGAUAGCUCAGGCGGUUUCCUGGAUACUGAAGCACCAGACGCCAGAAGGCGCGUUCUACGAGGUGACCUGGCUGCCGGACCGGAAGAUGAACAGUUCCUUGAAUUAUAGAAACGAUAUAAUCACCCAUCGAAACAUCAGUCUUACCGCUCACGUGCUUAUCACGUUAGAAAGCGUCAAGGAUCUCACUGGCGGUCUAGGUUCUCAAGUAGCUCUCAGCGCGGCGAACGCUAUCAAAUGGUUGGAGAGGAAUCUGAAACUGUUGGAAGAACGCGGCAAGCCAUACGAAGUAGCGAUAGUGGCUUACGCGCUUUUGGUGGCGAAAGCCUCCACUGCUGAGCAGGCUUUCAAUAUUCUGGCGAGACACGCGCGGAGAGAGGGCGGGUUGACAUACUGGGGCAGAGAACAGGUGCCACUUCCUCCGUACAAAUUGGAGAAUCAGAAACCCUUCCUGCUGCCGCGUCUACCCUACAAAUAUGAUUCAGAAAAUAUAGAGACAACCGCGUACGCGUUAAUGGUGCACGUCGCUCGACAAGAGAUCAUGAUAGAGCCGAUUGUUAAGUGGUUGAACGCGCAGAGACUGACGGAUGGUGGAUGGGCCUCUACUCAGGAUACCGUUUGGGCGAUGAAGGCGUUGAUGGAGUAUACCGUGAGGUCGAGAAUCAGGGACGUCAGUUCACUCACGGUAACUGUGGAGGCUACUGCUUUGCCGGGUCAGACCAAGACGUUGACUGUAAACGACAACAAUCUGGCGAGACUUCAAACUAUUGAGAUACCUGAAGCAUGGGGAACUGUCAAAGUGCAGGCAAAGGGCGCGGGCUACGCAAUUUUACAGAUGCACGUGCAAUAUAACGUGGAUAUAAAGAGAUUCCAAACGCAGCCACCGAUUAAAUCCUUCGAUCUAGUCACCAGAGCGAAUUUCCACGGCAGAAAUCAGUCUCACAUCUCCUAUCUUAGUUGUCAAAGAUGGACGAAUCUCAACGAAUCCUCGCGUUCUGGUAUGGCUGUGUUGGACGUAGCUAUACCAACCGGCUACAUAAUCCAACAGCAAACUCUGGAUAGAUACAUCUUGUCGAAACAAGUGAGGAAUCUGCAGAGAGCACGUUUCCAAGAAAAGAAAGUGCUUUUCUACUUCGAUUAUCUAGACUACGAAGAGACAUGCGUAAACUUCACUGUGGAACGUUGGUAUCCCGUCGCAAAUAUGUCGCGAUAUCUUCCCAUUCGCGUUUAUGAUUACUAUUCGCCAGAACGUUUCAACGAAUCUAUAUUCGAUGCACUGCCCACAUAUACUUUAAAUAUAUGCGAGGUUUGCGGCAGCUCACAGUGUCCUUACUGCCCAAUUUACAAUGCCGCUACACUUUUAGCCACGCCGGCAGGUUUCCUGCUUAUCGCUUCAAUUGUCGUCACGAUAACGAGGUACUUCCGAACGCAACAAUUCUACGACGGCUAACAAUAACACAAAGGUAAAAAUGUUCGAUUCUUGUCAAUUUCUAUCAUGGUUUGCCUCUGCUAACAGAGCACAAAUAUGGAACAAUACGAUAAGCAAAAAUUACUAUACAUGUCCACACGAAUCUCAUUUCUCUAAAAAUUUCAAAUGCUGCGUUUUUAUAUAUAUUUUAUAAAAAUAAUGAGAACAAUAAUUGUGUAAGUCAAAUAGAAGACGAGUUAUUUUCGCGUAAAUAAUUAAUAAUUAAUAUAAUUAAUUAUUCCGUAUAAUUACGCGGAAUAAUUGUCAUUGAAAUGAUUAUUUUCUGAAUUUUAAUUGCUUUUUCUAAUUAAGAUAAUUAUUUUUAAUGAUUAUGGCUAUUGUUAUGCGACAUUCAAGUAAUGUCAAGUAAUUUCUUGUUACAUAAUUUAUGUAAGAUAUAUUUAAUCAAAAGUAUCUUUUCGUAUAUUUGUUUUCAUGCGAUUUUAUA